CUGCCGGGGCCGGCAGCGGGGCUGGCGCCGGCACCGGCGGUCGUGCCCAGGGCCCCGCCGGCAUGAGCGGCGAGCGGCGACGGCCGGGCCGAGCUCCGCGGCCUCCCCUGGGGCCCGGCGCGGCGGCGACCGCCGGGGCUCGGCGCGGCGUGCCGGGUUCGCGGGGCGGCGCGGAGCGGUGCCGGGCGGGCCCGAGCGCGGCGGAAAGUAGGAUAAAUCCUCAAGGGUGGAUGACAGAACCAACCAGCCUUUCUGCAGGUGCAGCAAAGAAAAGAGAGAGUGUUCCCACACAGCUGAUGAAGCAUAAAAAUGAAGUUGGUGUUGCUUCUGAGGAACUUGGCUCGCCAAAUGCAGCUGCAGACCUGAAAGAGCAACCUACAUCAGAAAUAAGACAAGACUGCGUAUACAGAAGUAGUGAGAGACCUGAGAAGACUGAUCUGAUUAAACCCCCUGUGAUGGAUCAGGUUGCAUCUAGAAACUGUGAACUGUACUUACCUGUUUCUAGUAAUCGUUCAGCAGUGGAGUCAUCUGAGGAGAGCGAGGAGGACAUGUAUCGUGAUGAAGAAGAAAUAGAGAGAGAGAAAAUACUACUUUGUGAAACAAACUCAUCAGAAUAUAAACUGAGUGUUUCACCUGAAAUGGACAUCAUGGAGUAUUGCAGAAAGGAAUGGAGAGGAAAUACACCAGCAGCAAAAAAGAUGAGAAAGGGAUAUGAAGCAGUUGCUCAGAAGUUUGCAUCUAUAAGGAGAAUACGAGGUGAUAACUAUUGUGCUUUCAGAGCAACUCUUUUCCAGGCAUUAAGUCAAGCUACCCAGUUACCAAGGUGGCUGCAGAGUGAGGAUUUUACUGUGCUUCCUGAAAACCUGCUAAGCAAGUAUGACUGGAUCAAGCAGUGGCAGCUCAGACAGAAACCUGGCAAGAGGAUGGGAGAAAUAAGUGAUGAAAUAAAAGAGUAUUUAAUGCUUCUAAGGAAAAAGUGGAAGAAUAUAAGUGAAAUAAAGAGUCCCCUCGAAAAACAAGAAGCUUGUGAUAAAUUGUUUAAAAAUGAAGAGGAGGAGUAUAGUCUCUAUGAAGCACUGAAAUUUUUGAUGCUUAACACUGCCAUUGAAUUAUACAACGCCGAUAAAAGUGGAAGAAGAGUGCCUGUCUUCUCCUGGCUCCUGUUUGCACGAGAUACAUCCAGCAACCCUUGUCAGUUAAUGCAUAAUCACUUGAAUCAUAUUGGUCACAGUGGAGGCCUUGAACAAGUGGAAAUGUUUCUUCUUGCUUAUGCUCUGCAGUAUACCAUCCAAGUGUACCGACUCUAUAAGUACAGCACUGAUGAGUUUAUCACACUUUACCCCAAUGACCCAGAGGAGGACUGGCCUGUGGUAACUCUCAUAACUGAAGAUGACAGACAUUACAAUAUUCCAGUCAGAAUGUGCCAAGAGACAAUGCUGUGAACAAGUAAUUUUUGGCAGACAGACCUGUGCUGCUUAUAGAGGUUUCCCAUACUAUUUUGAAACAGGACAAUGACAAAAUCCAUGUGAUUAAAUCAACAACUUGAAAUCUGUGUUUUGGAAGUUGACAUCUGAAAUAAAUUAUCAAAUAGGUACUAUCUUAAAUAAUAAAAGUUUGGCAAGCAUGGCUUUGUUUUCCAUUGAAAAAAAGAGGAAGCUUCUGCAGUCUUUUUUUUUUUUUUUAAGGACUUACUCUGAAUAAAAUUGCCACAUCUAUAGAUUUAUUCAUUUUAUUUCUUUUAGUGAGGCUCUGUGGUAAGACAUGAGCUAACUUUUUGCUCCCCAAAAUAAAGACAAUUGAAAUUUCUGGGAAAGUAUGGUGGCAGUGUCUUGGCACAUGUUUGUAAUAGUGCUUAGAAGCCAUUUAUACAAAAUUGGGUUGCAGUAAGUAAUACAAUUUUUUUGCAGCUGGAAUUUAAUGCCUGCCAUGGUUUAUGCUAUGAGAGAUGUUACUUAAGGUUUUCUAAUGUUUUGGGUUGUUUUUAACUAUAUAGGUGUCUCUUAUUUAGAAGCCACUUAUCUAUUACACUGAAAAUGAGCUGCUCUUCCUCUUUCAACCCAUGGAGAGGAAUGUGGCAAACGUGAUAAGGGAGUAUAAAAGUUGUUUGAUAGUCGGUCACAAAGUCAAAGACUACACAUAAUUCCCACUUAAAUUAUUUCAGCUCACAGGAGAUAGCCACAUGCCUGUUAACUUCCAUGUCUGUUUGUGUUAUUGUUCCUGUAGUGUUAAUCCUCUCUGGCAGCUGCUCUGGAGAACAUGAGGAUUUUAAUUUGUCCAGGGAGCGCAGUAGAUGGAAAUAAACUUUUGGUGCGGCUUACUUCUCCCACGAGUGGAGAUAGGAUAGGUUCUGUUCCUGCUUAGUUAUUCAUUAUGCUUCAAAACUGAAGGAAUACAGAAGGUAUCAGAUGCUGGAAGUGCUGAGAGAUCUUUAAAAAAUAAUUAAAUGAUGAAGCGUUCAGCUUUUAGGUACAAGUAGAAGUAUGUCCUACAGAUGACUUUUGGAACAAAAGAGUGAAAGCUGAUUUAACUGAAGUGCUGGUCAUACAUGGGUCACUUAGAAGGCCUUUGUAUGUAAAUAGGGUAAGGUUAUAAAAACUUCUCAUUUGAAUAUUCUGGAGAAAGUGGCAUGCCCAGUUCUUCUGUUCUAGUUGAAAUUAAUUAGUUAACUAUUAUUGUGAGAGGUGAUAUACACAAUGAAACUGUGUAUUCACAAUGUUCUAAAAUAUUUUAAACACAUUAAUGAGGCUUAUCAUGUACUCAGUGUCAUUUUUGUCAUGUUUUCAUUGCCUUCUAUUUGUUACUGAAAAUUUCUGGGAGCUACAAGGGAAUAAAAAAAUUUGGCAGCA
This is a messenger RNA of Cinclus cinclus, 2846 nucleotides long. RefSeq names its product OTU deubiquitinase with linear linkage specificity (gene OTULIN). Gene Ontology annotation, biological process: protein linear deubiquitination. The transcript has 9 exons. Gene Ontology annotation, molecular function: cysteine-type deubiquitinase activity. The record is from RefSeq and is a predicted model, not a curated record. NCBI's taxonomy places the organism in Eukaryota, Metazoa, Chordata, Aves, Passeriformes, Cinclidae. The coding region runs from base 63 to 1442 and encodes 459 amino acids.